Molecule: messenger RNA, 551 nt
Organism: Cimex lectularius (bed bug)
Lineage: Eukaryota; Metazoa; Arthropoda; Insecta; Hemiptera; Cimicidae
Product: acanthoscurrin-2-like
Exons: 2
Coding region: 63-479 (138 amino acids)
Source: RefSeq, a predicted model, not a curated record
GAGAGGAGCAAGCGGAAGGUACAGUUCGUCUCUGAAAACUAGAGAACACUAACAAAUCAAAAAUGUUCAAGGGAAUCAUCUUCUUCGCCGUUGUGGCUCUUGUUGCUUUCGAGGCUACCGCUACUCCAUGUGGAACUUGCGGUGUCGCUAAGACCACCUGCUGCACCAGCACCCCGACCUGCGGCACCCUCGGAGGUGUCGGCCUCGGAGGAGUCGGCCUCGGAGGAGUCGGCCUCGGAUACAACGGUGUCGGAUACGGAAACCUCGGAGGAGUCGGUCUCGGAUACAACGGUGUCGGAUGCGGAACUCUCGGAGGAGUCGGUCUCGGAUACAACGGUGCCGGAUACGGAACUCUCGGAGGAGUCGGUCUCGGAUACAACGGUGUCGGCUGCGGAAGGACCACCUGCUGCACCACUGCCCCCACUUGCGGUGUUGGCUACGCUACUGGUAUGGGAGUCGGCUGUGGCAACUGGUACUAAAUUCCACCCAACCGGAUACCAUUGACCCCUCAUCAGUUAAACCAAUAAAAAUUGUUUUUUGUUGAAACAAAA